Astrephomene gubernaculifera is the source of this 2943-nucleotide messenger RNA. The record is from the annotation of a GenBank genome assembly. NCBI's taxonomy places the organism in Eukaryota, Viridiplantae, Chlorophyta, Chlorophyceae, Chlamydomonadales, Astrephomenaceae.
AGGACCCGGAGCGCGGAGUCAAGAGCAACAUGCGGGCAAAAUUUUAAACGUAGUCUAAACUAAAAUAUACAUAUAUAUUAUAGCGCCAUCCCACGUAGCCUUAGGCCUCACCGAUUCUGUCGGGGUGGGAGUCCCUGGUAUGCCCAGCUCCUACCCCGCUGCCCCGCAACGCAUCUACCAAGAAGCCGCUUGCCUAGAUAUACGCGCUUGAACUAGCUUUUCGUUUUUACUGGGUUGGAGCGAUGCAACGCUUGUUCAGUCCCCAGGCACUGGGAUGCAACCCGCAGCAAACAGUUCGGCCACAAGGCAGUUUAUGGAGACUAGCACAUGCUACGAAGUGUCAUCGACCAGCUUGUGUGGCGUCUUCAGCUGUGGACAACCGGGAGCCGGAAGCCACCGCGGGAGGCUCUGCACCCAGCGCCACCACCACCCCCAGUAGCAGACUUAACGCCAACAAUGGCCCCGACUACAGCAGCGCCACGCGCGCGGCAGCCGGAACUAACAACCCAGAUGCCAACAACCCAGACACCGACUCAGGCACGGGCGCCAGCAGUCCAGGCGCCGCUGAAUUCCUCUUCAGCCCCGCCUUCCUGCGCCGCCUCGCCGCCGCGACCUCACCUCUAGACCUGGCUGAAGCCCUAGCGGAUGAGUCUCCGCCGGGCUACCUGCCGCGCGAGGAAGACGCGCGGGCGGUCAUGGGGUUUUGCCUUCAGCGCGGCCGGGUGCAGCUGGCGUUGGGGGUCUACCGGGAGAUGUGCGCCGCACGGCGCGGAGGCGGCAACCGCGGCAGCAGCGGUGGCGGUGGAGGCAACGGCGCCGGUGGUGGUGUUGGCGCUGGUGGCUUUACGCAGGCGAGCCGGUCGCUGGACGUCGCGUUUGCCUGGCCUGCUGCCACGCUGGCGACCACCACGGAGCUUGUGAUGGGGCUGUGUCAGCAGCUGUGCAUCGUGGAGGCGUUGCAGGUGCUUGCAGACAUCAAGGUGCAGGGUCUGCCGCGGGGCUCGGAGGAGGUGGGCUUCGGCAAGGUCAUCACCUCGCCUCUGGCACCCGACCGGCCGCUCACGGUGGUCCAACCGCAAGAGGGCGCCAAGGUGGUGGCGGACGGCUACUCGCGCUACGAGUACGAGCUCUUCAGCGGCACCGUGCUCAGCUGCUCCUCCACCGCACUGGUGCCGCCGGGCAACAUGCUGCUGCGGGGGCUGGGGCGCAGGCUGGGGCUCAUCCGCAAGCCGCCGGUGGCUGCUGUACACGAGUUUGUGUUGCAGGCCCCCGACAGCACCUCACGCACCUUCCGAGUGGGCACGGAGACAACUGCCGUACCCGCUCAGGUGGGCGAGCGAGUGACCGUCGUAAGCGCGCCAACCCGCAACGUCCGCAAGGGCGGCCUCUUCAACGCCUCGCCCCCAGGCGCCAAGCCCGGAGAAGCCCUCACCGCCACCAACCACAAGACCGGCGUCGUGCUGCCGUUGCUGAAACCCCCAGUCUCUGCGGAACAAGCCAACAGCCUGCCUAGCUGGGUGCUGCCGCUGGUUGUGCUACUCGCUGGCGGCGAUGCCGCCUCGUCCCUGCUCGACCCGGCGCUACCGUUGUUGCUGGCGGCUAGCGCGGUAUCCCUGGCUGGCGGCUCCAUGGUUGGCAGCCAGGUGCUGGUUCCGAAGCUCAAACAGCUGCCGGACACGAAGGUACGAGUGGAGUAUGUACGGCAGCAGUUGCUUGGGCAGUACAAUGCGCUGGCAUCCAAGGCUGCAACCGUACUGACUGAGAGCUCCGAAGACAUCCGAGUCCUGGCGCGGCUGUGGCAGCUGCAAAACAAGAUGGAGGCGGUGAGCGCGUCCUCCUCCUCGCCCUCAACGUUGCUAGCGCAGCUGCCGCCGUCGUUGGCCGGCGCCGGCAGCGGCUCCGCCGCCGCUGCCUACGAAGCACGCAUUGGACGCGUGUCGCGUGCACGUGCCAACAUUGAGGAGCGGUUGGCGCGACGGAUCGAGCUGUUGGAGGGGUACGGGCGGGUGAUGAGCAUGAUAGAGAUCGAGGUUGAGAUGGACAUCGAGGUGCCGGCUGCGGAGGUGGCGGGCAUUCAGGAGCAGCUGGCGCGGCUUGUGGAGCUGGAGGCGGUGCAGGAGGACUGGCGGGCGCAGGCGGAGGCGCGGGACGAGGUGGAGCGGCUUUUGCGGGCGGCUUAGCUGUGAAGGUUGGGGGACUCCACCGCAUUGGCAGCCUUAGGUCCGGGUCUGCGUUAGCAGUUGUCCUGCUGCGAUGUGUCGGGAGCUAGGCGGCAAGUCAGUUUUGAUGUUCUUGUGUGAGGGAUUUCGGUGUGAAUGGGAGCUCUUGCUGCACACGCAUACAUGGCUGCUGAUGUGCAUAUCUGCUCGAGGAUCGUUUUACAGUUUUGAUGGCCGAGGGUCAUUGCCGUACAAAUGUGAGCGGCGGCGAGAAGAGAGUUGGGGUCAAUGGUGGAAGCAGUGUGGGUCGCUGGGUUUGGAUCAUACUUACCUGAGUGAGGGCAGCCUUAAGGGAAGCAACCAAAAGAGUGAUGCAAAUGCUGGAGGGGUGUAGUGUGGUCGGGACCCGGGUAGCAUGCUGGUACUUGUCAGUAAGGUUAAAAUGGGUUCUGAUUUGGGUUGAUUUGGAUUGUAGGGCGCAUUUGCUUGUAUGUAGGCUUCCAUGUAUGCAGUAGAAUUUUGAAUAUUUGGACGCCGGAACAAAGUGGCAAAUUUGUAUUCACUAGUAGCUGUUUCGGCGGCAUUGCUGUUGGGGAGAAGGGAACUGCAAAUCCUCGUGGGCGUAUAGCCUUGGCUGCAAGCUGGUUGCAUGUAUGUACCGGGUAGGGGCGCGUUGUUAGGAGAAGCUCAAUAGGUAUAAGCAAAGUUGUGGUAGGCUAUGUCGUGCCUGUAAGCGACUGCAAGGGACAGACAUGCCUGCUUGGGUCUGCAGCACCCCUUCGUA